Molecule: messenger RNA, 1461 nt
Organism: Pistacia vera
Lineage: Eukaryota; Viridiplantae; Streptophyta; Magnoliopsida; Sapindales; Anacardiaceae
Product: AT-hook motif nuclear-localized protein 22-like
Exons: 1
Coding region: 413-1318 (301 amino acids)
Biological process (GO): vegetative to reproductive phase transition of meristem
Cellular component (GO): nucleus
Molecular function (GO): minor groove of adenine-thymine-rich DNA binding; DNA-binding transcription factor activity
Source: RefSeq, a predicted model, not a curated record
CACCACCUCUCUCUAUUCUUCACCCUUCUCUUUCUUCUUCUUCUUCUUCUUCUUCUUCAUUUUCAUUUUUCACCCAAGUACUUAUCUUUCUUCUUAGGACACACAGAGACCUCACCUGAUUCAACCUCAGCUAAGCGAAACCAACUCCUCUCUCACAUGAGGAGUAGAUAUUAGAAAGAUGGCUUGAUUCAGCUAUUUCAGCUGAAAAUUUGGUAGCUGAUGCUUAAAAGCCCUUUCUUUUUCCUUUUCUAGAGAAAGUUAGCAUCAUUUGAUCCAUCUAAGUUUCAUAAAAAGUAAGAUACAAAGCCACAAAGCAAGCAAGUUUCGACCGAGAAGUUCAACUCACUCAGUCUUCUUCUCAAUUCAAUUGGGUGUGUGAGUGAAUUAGGGUUUGAGUUAACCAAAUUUAGAUAUGAAUCCAGUUACAGCUCAUGGCCGCCCUCUUCCUCCUCCCUUUCACACAAGAGAUAUUCACCUACAGCCGCACCACCAGUUUCAACACUCUCACCAACAAAAUUCUGAUGAAGAACAAAACGGUAACGGAAGCUUAAACCGUGGCCAAAAACGAGAUCGUGAUGAAAACAACACCAACAACCACACAAACAUAAUUGAAGACAGGGAUGAACUAGCCAUGGUCUCUGGAGGAGAAGGAGAAAUCACUAGAAGACCCCGAGGCAGACCGGCCGGCUCAAAAAACAAGCCUAAGCCACCCAUCAUCAUAACCCGUGAUAGCGCAAAUGCCCUCCGAUCUCAUGUCAUGGAAAUCGCCAACGGCUGUGAUAUAAUGGAAAGUGUAUCAACAUUUGCUAGGCGAAGACAAAGAGGGAUUUGCAUUCUGAGUGGUAGCGGUACUGUAACUAAUGUAACUCUAAGACAACCGGCUGCACCCGGUGCAGUUGUGACCUUACAUGGUAGAUUCGAGAUUUUAUCACUUUCAGGAUCCUUUUUACCGCCUCCUGCACCACCGGCUGCUUCAGGACUCACUAUAUAUUUAGCCGGAGGUCAAGGCCAAGUGGUGGGGGGAAGCGUUGUCGGCCCACUUCUUGCAUCAGGUCCAGUGGUGAUUAUGGCGGCUUCUUUUGGUAAUGCGGCGUAUGAGAGGCUUCCUUUGGAAGAGGAAGAGGCACCAGUGGGGUCCAUACCGGGAAGUCAGCCCCUAGGGUCGCCGGAACUUGUACAAGAGCAGCAGCAGCAACAACCACAGCAAUUAAUGCAAGAUCCUAAUGCUUCUUUCAUUCAUGGCUUACCACCAAAUCUUCUAAAUUCUGUGCAAUUACCAGCUGAGGCCUAUUGGGGCACAGGUCGUCCUUCUUUUUAACGCAAAAACAAACUAUGCUGCUGCUGCUUCUUCUUCUUCUUCUUCUUUUCUUUUCCUUUAUCUUUGUUUGACGUCUUUAAACACCUUUCAUUCUUCUUCUUCCAUAAGUUAGUUUAUGUUUAAGAUGUUGAUCUUGGAAUUCA